Pseudonaja textilis is the source of this 2661-nucleotide messenger RNA. The record is from RefSeq and is a predicted model, not a curated record. NCBI's taxonomy places the organism in Eukaryota, Metazoa, Chordata, Lepidosauria, Squamata, Elapidae.
AUUGGUGUGAUCACAGUGUGGGUGGGAACAUAAAUUUGCAGAAGUAACUGUCAACCAUUGAUUGAUAACUCUACCUGUAAACCAUUUGGGAGGAACAAAAAUACAACACAGCCAGCAAAUGGCUGAUUCAGAAAAAGAGGUAAUUGAUCUGGCUGAAGCAGAUAUGGAAGACACUUCUCCAGAAAAACAAACAGAAGAAAUUACAGAUGUUGCAGAUGUUAACAAGGAGCAAACAGAUACCAUACCCUUGAGUGAACUAAGUCUACCUUCAAAGCAGGAAUACAACCUAGAUUCAACAACUCAAGAAUUGGGUAUUGCUAAGGAAUCAAUACAAGAGCAGGAUGCUCCUAUAGAACAUGUACAAGAGCCAGAUGCAUUUGAGAACCUGGACAUUAGCCAGGAACCAGGUGUUGCUGAGGAGCAGUUGCAGAGGACAGAUGCUGAAGAAGAUCAAACCAUAGACAUGGAACGAGACAGAGAGGAAGAGCUAGUUGGGGGUGGGAUUGUUGCUGAAGAAUUGGCAUUGGAGUUGGAAAGUACCGGUGACAGUGAAGGUGUUUCUGAGCAGCCUCCUGAUUUAGCAGCUGUUGUUCCAGAAGGCAUAAACAUGGCAAAUUUGGCAGAUCAGCUUUCAGAAAUGAUAAAAAAUGCUAUCGUAACAGUUAAAUUCAUGCUGCAUCCUGAUAUCCAGAUUUUCACGAAGUUUUUUAACAUUAAUCAAAAUGUGGAGCAAAUCAAGCAGUACUUUGCAAAGCGAUUAAAAAUACCACUGGAUCUUUUACAAAUUGGGCUGCUAGGGAGAGUAAUUGAAAAUUAUGAAACCCUCUGGAAUCUUGGUGUGCAACCUAAUGGGACAAUACAGUUUGAUAUGUACUCAUUAGACGGUGAAAACUUUCCACUCAAAGCAUACAAACUUCUGGAAGAAUACUAUAUGCCCGAUGUUAUAACAGUUCGAGUUCAAACAGAGCCAGACAUUUUUCAGGAUGUAUGUAUAGAAAUUAAAAGACCAUCAUUUGAAAAACCAUUCUUGGGUGGAUUUAGACAUAAAGAAACAGGCAUAGAAUAUCAUAAUGCAGGAUCACAGACAGAUCCCAAAAAACGUUCGGACAAAGAAUAUGAAGAGUUCUGUAGGUCAACACAGACAGCAGUAGAAAGAAAAAAAUUGCAACAGACCACAAAUACAACUUGUACACAAAUGACAAAAAUUGGUGUUUAUGUCUCAAAUGUUACUGAUAAGCUUAUAGAACCAAAGCCAUAUGUGACAGCUGACGAAUAUCAUGCACGACGACUUAAGGCGACCAUUGUAAUCCAAACCUAUUGUCGACGAUGGCUAGCUAUUCAAUGGGUAAACAAACUAAAAGAAGAAUUAAGACUGAGACUGGAAUGGGAAAGGCAAGAAGAACUAAGAAAACAGAGAGAGAGGGAAGAAAAAAUGCUAAGGGAGUACAAUCGAAGAAUGCAUCCCAAAACAAAGGAUGAUUUUGAAUUACUUUAUCAUGCCUUAGAAUUAUGGAGAAAAGAGGAACUUGAGGGCAUCAACAGCACUUUCACUGGAGCUGAACGGAAAGCAGCUCUCUGUGGACUUCUAGAAAAAGAGACCCAGCUGGUUGCUUGCAUUGGGAGACACAAAAUAAAUGUAUUAGAAGACAACCACGAAAAAGCAAUCCUGUCCUUUCUGGAAAAGUGUGCAGAACCAAAAAGAUGGAAAGCAUUUGAUGGCAGAACCACAGAAAUGGAUACACAAUUCACACUGCGGGCCAGGGAAUUACUUGGAAUCUAUCGCAGCAUUAGUAUGAAAGAUCUUCCCCAAGAUGAGCGGUUAGAUGUGCUGUUAAGUCUGAAACAUACAGUAAAGGAACAUGAAUGUAAACUCACACAAGAAAUAGUGGAAUUAAUUGAUAGAGAAGCAGACCUCAUGAUGAGAGCAGUGAAGGAAUGUAAUUUACAAGGACUUCGACAAAGAAUCUGUACAUUAUUUCUUCAGUAUAUUAAAACACCACUUUUUAAUCCAGAAGUUGCACGACUUUUGAAGGUACCAGCUGAUCCAAUGAAGCUUUAUCACAACAUCUAUUUUUGCCUGGGUUGCAAAAAAUAUCUACCUUCUACUAGUUUUGCCAUAUCUGUUAGUUCUUGUACCAUUGGCCGGUGUCGUCUGUGCUGCAAGCUGGAUAAUGAGGCUCGUAAGAGGGAAUCAUUUUUGAAGUACAAACGGAUGCUUCGAAACCUCAGAGAGACUGAAAUGAAAUACAACGAUGGUGCUAAGAUCGCCUUUAUACUUCAGCUGCAAGACUUGCACUACAUGGUUGAACAUUUCUGGGGUUCUCAGUCAGCUCUUAGCGCUUGGGAUGAUCUGUAUGAUUUGGUCAUGGUUAGGUGGAAUAGAUGGCAAGAAUGGUCUCCCUGGAACACUGUUCUCCUCAAAGAGGAUGAAGCUGAAGCUCAUCUUAAACUAAGUGAUCUUGAGAAGGCUUAUGAAAAGGUGUUCAUUCACAGAGUAAGGCACAAACAAAUGCUUGCAAGGAACUAUUUCUCUCAGUUCCCAGGGCUGGCAGCUGUUCUUCAUAAAAAUGACAAGCAAACUAACACAGAAGAUCUUUUAGUAACAAAGUCUGUAACAACUGCUUCAUCAAAGUAACGUUAAAGGGAACUUUAGAACAGUUU